Pieris rapae (cabbage white) is the source of this 1135-nucleotide messenger RNA. Its product is annotated as CD63 antigen. The transcript is spliced from 5 exons. Gene Ontology annotation, cellular component: membrane. Lineage: Eukaryota; Metazoa; Arthropoda; Insecta; Lepidoptera; Pieridae. The coding region runs from base 161 to 1042 and encodes 293 amino acids. The record is from RefSeq and is a predicted model, not a curated record.
AGUAUUUUAUGCUCAAUCGUACGACGACGUGUUACGUUACUAAAAACAAAAUUAGCAUUUACACCGAAACAUAUCUAUCAAUCAUGUUAUCUUUGAUAUAAAAUCAUUCGUGAUUCAGUGAGGAUAUAAGUCGAACGUGCUUAGAAGAAAAACCGUGAAAAUGACGCUUAAUACACACUCGCAGAAGAUUCACUUCAAAACUGAGUCGGAAUACACGAUGAAGUCUAUAAGGUUCCUGCUUUUAACUAUAACAACUAUGUUUAUUAUUAUUGCUGGUCUUAUGGUUGUGCUGGGAAUAUCUGUAUAUACGCACUACCACAACUUCUCCUUCUUUUACGAGGCAGCAAAAAGUGGCCGGUUCAUAACUCCCUCCCUACUGUGCGUCCUAUUUGGCAUGGGACUUUUCAUAGUGACGCUAUUUGGAUUCUUCGGUAGUCUUAAACAGAGCACGUGUUUGGUAAACAUGUACGCAUUUUUCCUCAUAAUUAUGGUGAUACUGAAGAUCGUGGUUGUCAUUUUGUCAUUCACCAUCAGCACAAAUCAACUGCUUGGUUACGUCAGGGUGCCCGUAGAACAAUACGUGGAAGACUCCGAAAUAAGUGUCGAAUUAGACGCUUUACAAAAAUCGCUCAACUGUUGUGGCAGUACGUCUUACAAAGAUUAUGCUGGGAUGAACUUCACCAGUUACCACGACACAGUUGUUAUCAGUACCGAGACGGAUACAGUAGUAGUCCCAACAUCAUGUUGCGCAAAGAGAGGUGACGUAUACUGCACCAGAAUAAGAAGUACUGGUUGCCAAAACGCGUUGGUCAAUAUGCUCGUGCAAAACUCCAGUGUGAUCGGCAUUCUCGGAGUUUCCGUCACGUUUAUUCAGAUUCUUGGCAUAAUAUUUGCCUUGUUGCUGGCAAAGUGCAUUCGUAAGAUGAAAAGUGAAAAGGCACUAAUGCAAUGGAAAAUAAGGGAACAAAUGAUUCUGGCUCAAAAAUCAGAAUCCACAGAUAAAACUGUCUAUAUUGGUCAUACAGAGUCAAGCCAUGCCUAAGAUGUAUAGAAUAUAUUUUUUAUGAAAUUUUAAUUUAAGUCUGGUAAAAAAAACAUGUAAUUUGUGUAUUAUUUAACAAUUGCUAAUAUUAUU